Molecule: messenger RNA, 5757 nt
Organism: Oncorhynchus gorbuscha (pink salmon)
Lineage: Eukaryota; Metazoa; Chordata; Actinopteri; Salmoniformes; Salmonidae
Product: ataxin-7-like protein 1
Exons: 13
Coding region: 27-2528 (833 amino acids)
Source: RefSeq, a predicted model, not a curated record
CGUCAGAAGCCGAGCGAAGACGGAACAUGACGAAGGUGACGUCAGGUGCCUCGCUAGUCUCGUUUAGUUUACUGCGAAGUAGAUGGAAAAAAAUCCAGCAACAAGAAGGAAGUGCAAUGGCGACAUUGAUUCGCCAACUACCAAAUCCGGAUACGUUCCUGUGUAAACCUUGGUCAACUUUUAUCAGCGCAGCAAAAUUACACUAUUCUGACAACUCACUCGUCGAAAACCGCUUGAAAGAGCUGUACCACAACUGGGAAGGAACUAAACUCAGCAAAGAAGAGAUGCACGUGUUUGGCCAGUUUCCCAACCAGGAGGAUAUCUGUCUCGUCGUCUGCCAUGUCUGCAACCAAGUGGUCAAACCCCAGGGCAUCCUCACCCACUACGUGAACGGAGCGCACUUACAUCUGCUGCUGGCUGGCUGCACAUGUCCUAGAGCGAGGAGUCUGUCUGUGCCAAGAGACAGGCAAAACACACAUGCAUAUGCACACACACGCCCCCCUUUGAGUGCUCCCUCCUGCCCCCUGCAGGUUGCUGCCUCCAGCUGCAGUCCUCUCAGACAUGACAAUCUGGUUAUAACGCAUGUAAAUCUGACCGUAGAUCUGUGGUUAAGGGAAACAGGAAAUGUUCCUCUCACAACAGCUGUUCAGCGUCGGCACGGCUCCCCGUGUCCCUCCAGGGGUCCAGUGGUCUCUGUGAAGCCCAAUGUGGCAGUGUCCCCCACCCCGGGUCCUACUCUCCCUCUGCCCUUCAGGGUCCCCAGAGACGACCCCCACUCCCGCUUCAACAAGGCCCCGCUCGCUGUCUACCCUCCCAAGGGUGUCCGCAGCAAGACAUGUGUGUCAUUGCCAGUAGUGAGUCUGGAGAAGAUGCCAUGUCUUGGCCGGGCAGAGAGGGGAAAACACGUCAGAGUCAACUGCUUUUCUUCCUCCUGCUCCUCUCCCUCCUCCCUCAAACCCUCCCUGAUCCCCCCAGCUCCCCUCAGGGGGUCUCGGGAAAAGCUGGUGAACGGCCGCGGGCCAACCACCCUGGACAGGAAACAGCAGAAUGGAACCAAGACCCCCAGGCCUCAUAGGAGACUGUCAGGGAGGGUGUUUGACCCUAACAAGCACUGUGGAGUCCAAGACCCAGAGAGCAAACGGUCCUGCACGCGAUCACUCACCUGCAAGACUCACUCCCUGAUCCACCGACGGGCCGUCCCAGGCAGGCAGAAAGAGUUUGAUAUCCUCCUGGCGGAACACAAGGGCAGAGCGAAGGAGAAAGAUAAGGAGGGGGCAAAGGAGAAAGAUAAGGCGGGAGGGCAGAGGAGGGAGUCACAGGGAGGCAGUCAGAGCACCCGUGCCAAUGAUACUACCCCCUCCAUCCUGCCCCCCCACUGCCACAAUGGCAGAACCGUCUCCACUCUCAAACUGCGGCUGGCUAAUGCACACAGACCCAGGGUACCUGGUAGUGGGGGUGCUGCUGUCCUAUCCUCCAACCCCGUCCCCCCAGGCUCAACACAAGACCCCCCAGUCCCUGUCUGGCAGAGGGCAGGAGGGGACAGGGACGGUCGUCUGUCCAGUGAUGAGGGCGACCCAGGAACACCAGAUGGCCCUGACAGAGACGAUGACCGACGAUCCUGCCACUACUCCCCUCACCACCCUCGACCACUGGGGUGCUGUGCGUUCAGCAGCAGGCUGAUGGGACGUGGUCACUAUGUGUUUGACCGGCGGUGGGACAGGAUGAGGCUGGCGUUACACUGCAUGGUGGAGAAACAUGUCAACGCUCAGAUGUGGAGAAAGGUGCCCCUGGCUGCUGAGAGCCCUCCCUCCCUCGGGAGCCCUUCUAUCAUCACUCCCUCCCCCAGCCCUCUCAGCCCUCCUCCCCCCCUCUCCUUCCCUCCCUCCACCAACGAAGCCUUCUCCCUUGGGCCCUACACCACAGCCUUUCCCCAGGAUGCAUCAGCAGCAGGGUUGUUUGGCAUCAGGGACCCCUCCCAGCCCGUGGCCCCUGUCUCCGCCCUAGGGAAACCCCGUAACGGCACUACCACCAAACCCAUCAGGCCCCCAGGGGCCACUGGUGGCACGGCCAAGAAGGGGAGGACCACCCAUCCACCUAGUUCUGACACUCUCAGGGGGAACAACAGCAGCUACCACACUCUGACUCCCACCCCCAUGCUCAGCUCUGGCAUGCCCCCCCUUAGUGGUAGGAGAAAGACCUUAGGACACAGUGCCAGGGAGGUGGGGGUCAGGGCUGAGGACUGGUACUCCAACCCUGACCAAACCACCACCACACCCUACCCCCUCACUAAGGACCACCCCAGCCCCUCACCCCUUACUCCCAGCUCCCUUCCUCCUCCCAGCCCCCUGGCCUACGGAGGAGGGGUGGAGGGGAGAAAGAGGAGGAGCCCCAGUGCGUACGGAGGAGGAGGAAAGCCCAGUAAGGUGACCAAAGCAGCAGCAGGGCUGGACGGCAUCUUCAGGAGGAACAGCACUGGACUUCUGGCCUCAGGCCCCGAGUCACCUCGACAGUCAAAGUUGCAUCAUUGACAAUAACAGGAGACAUGGACAGAAUGUUGGGCAGCUGGACUAGUAUCUGUGACCUUUGACCCAAUGUCAGUACCACAGGGCCCUGCCCUGUUAACAGUGAUGUCACUCCGCUCUGCACCUGUACCCAUGAAGGAUUCUGGGACUUGGAGUCAUUGGUGGGUCAGAAUGAUUUGGCUCCUCCUCUCACAAUGCCCAUCCCAUAUUAGGAUGUGUGGUCCCUCCCCACAAUCCCGCCCACACAUUGAUCAGCCAAUUGGCAGUUCUGCAGAGGUAGUCUCCAUGGUUCCAGGGUGAAGCACUCAAAUCAAGACACUCAUCAUCACAAACUGCCCUCUGAAAAGGGAACCUGCUUUAGGUUGGCAUCUUUAUCACAGCUCUACAUGCAUUUAGACAUUUUGUUGUUGUAGCUUCCCGUUCCUGUGUGGUCAGGUGACCAGGAAGGAAUUCCCAUGUCCAAAAACUUCCUCAGGCAGACCUCCACUCCUCACCACACACACCCUUCUCCCCAGCAUGCCAGAGUUCAAAGUGCACUUACUCUCCUCCUCCUGGACUCCAGAGGCUACACAACAACCUGUCUGUCACACAAGGGAAGACUUUAUACUGACACUUUUUCAUGAAAUGUCUUUCAAAAUAGGAAGAAUUCAGGUUAUCGAGGAUUGUUUUUAUUCUUCGUCUCAAAUGUUGCAACACAGAGAGGACCUACACCCUAAAUGGAAAAACGAUGGUGUUGGAUCUUUGUUAUGUAUAAUAAUUUAUAAUUUCUUAAUUUUCUUACUGACCAGAGUAGAGCUACAGACAUUGAGCAAAAUUAUAUUUGUAUGUCAAUUUUUAAACAGUAUUAUUAUUAUCAUAGUUGUUAUUGUUGAAAUGUGUACGUAUAUUUUAUUAUUUUUAAAAUAUUUAUUAUAAGCCUCCUAUUACUAAAAUAACUCGAGCUAAAGUGUUUUAACCGCUUGGUGACUUGUAUUUUUAAGGGUCCUUUUUGCCGGCGGUUCUCCCUUUUCACACUUCUUCCAAUGUUUCUACCUUUCAACAUGACUUCUCUUUCUCUUCCACUGGUCUCUGACAGACGUGCUUGAUUUGAUAUGUGCAUUACAGAAAUGUACAUAUGGCACUAGCCAACUCCUUUUAAUACCUCUGGUUCCACUGCAGUGUGUUCUUCUGUUCUGUCAGUGAUAGACGCUCUACAGGGACAUCACUGACAUGGGCUGCAUCUCAAUAGUCUAAUCUCCUCCUCUCCUCCUUUGUCUUUCCGGAUCUGAAAACAAAGGUGGCGUUUAGAGCAAUGUGGUGGUUGCCAGACAGGAAUUUGACUUCCGUCUCGAGAGUUCUUGUGAUAGGAAGUUACCUUAGGUUAUUUAGAUGCGUUUUUCAGAACAGCGGUAGCGCCCCUACGGUUCCAUACAUGGGGAUGUUCAGUGGUUGCCUGAAGGAAGAAUAAGGCUUUCUCAGAUACUCUCUUUUGCACUUUUUCCUCAUAUGCCCAGAUCGUUAAUCUACUUCUAUUUCUAUAGAUAUUUGCUUCCCACCCAGUAUGAACUCUGGGGUGAGAAGACACGCACAAUCAAAACAACUUUUUAUUUGCAAUGAAUUUGGAAAAUGUUCUUUCAUUUUCUUUCACUUUGAAAACAUUGACUGUUUUGUAGAUCGGAAGGAAAAACAUCUAAUGUAUUCCCCUUUUUAGAUGGAAUUGUAAGGCUACAAAAUGCGAAGACUGUGCAAGGGGUGUGUCGACUUUCACUAGGCACUGUACAUAUUUGUAAAGGUGUUUUGUCAACAACAGUAAAUAUGAAGACUAGGCCUGUAUUCCUUGUGACUUCAAUCCCCUUUAUAAACCAGUGUACUUUAGGCUACAGUGUAGGGCAGGGGUACUCAACUAUUACCCCAUGAGGUCUGGAGCCUGCUGGUUUUCUGUUCUACCUGAUCAUUAAUUGCACACACCUGGUGUCCCAGGUCUAAAUCAGUCCCCAAUUUAAAAAUGCAUUGGAACUGACUUUGAGGUCCAGAGUUUGAAAUGUAUAGGCUAUCUGAAUCUCAGACAAGGUUAUUUUUUGUAUUCUUAAAAAAAAAAACAAUUUUACUGAAUGUGUUUCCAUGGCUAAGGGAAAUCACAAACACUGUAGGUCUGCAUGGUCCAGGGGGAGGGGCUGGGAAAAGUAGGUACAGUGGGGGAAUGUUUCUAUGCCUGCCGUUUUGUCUUCAGGCCCUGCCUCUGCAGCAGUGCACUCUCUUCCAAGUCCUUAGGCCCUCGCCUGCAGCACUCUAUAUUUCUAGAAGUUCUCGUAGGUGAAAGUAUUGGCUCUUUUCACCAUCUCGGAUGACCUCCGACACAAUCAAAUGACUCAUAUAUGCUCGCUUUCUGCUAGUGGUCAAUGUCGAUGGCAUGUAACUUGUCCCAAAAUAGUAAUAGACCUACAGAAUAGAUAUCAGUUUAUAACUCAUCAAUUACAAGUUACUGUUCGAUCACUGAAAAUGUGUGCACUACUGAUUGGUCAGGUCUGGAGCCACCGAUGCCCCUCUCCAGUCAUUUAGGUAAGCAAACGGCACGUGACUGACUAGGUAUUAUUCCUGAAUGUUAACAUUGCUUCUCCUCUCCUCGCUAUUUUUUACUGAGUGUGGAACAGCAGAUAAGCAGUCUAAGCUCCUCGUCUUCUCAAAACCCGUUGGAUGAGAAAGCCAGAGGUCCCGCCCAUUCUGACCUUCUCCUCCAAUGGGUUUCGAUAGUGACGGCAAGAGAGAGGACACGAGGAGUAUGCAAUUGAGGUCUUCCCCUACGUGUUGGUCUGAAAUGGCACGCUGUUCCCUGCAGUGCACUACUUUUGACCAAUGCCCUAAUAUGUGUGCCCUGAUCAAACCAAAGGCACUGUAUCGGGGAAAUACAGUGCCUAAGUAGUGCACUAUAGAGAAUGACGCAGACUUGAGUAGACUAGUGGUUCAGUGCAGUCUCCUCACUUAACCCAGGACAUGGAUGUCUCUCUGUAAGUAAGGCCUUAUUUUUGUAUUCACUGUAAAUAAAGCAGAACCAGGUUCUUGUUGAGCUCUUACUAUGAAAUAGUCACUGGUUCACCUUAUCAGUCUGUGGUGGCGUCCAUCAUGUGCUUUCUACUCCUGGGUGACUCUUUUAUCCUGUUGUCCCCAUGGUGUUAUCAACACAUUUAGAUGUGUAUUUUCAGGUUUGACAAUGUUUUGGAUCAAAAAUAUAUAUAUAUAAAAUAUUUUUUCUACCUGC